Molecule: messenger RNA, 1223 nt
Organism: Harmonia axyridis
Lineage: Eukaryota; Metazoa; Arthropoda; Insecta; Coleoptera; Coccinellidae
Product: DNA repair protein RAD51 homolog 3-like
Exons: 5
Coding region: 63-950 (295 amino acids)
Biological process (GO): DNA repair; reciprocal meiotic recombination; meiotic DNA recombinase assembly
Cellular component (GO): Rad51B-Rad51C-Rad51D-XRCC2 complex; replication fork; Rad51C-XRCC3 complex
Molecular function (GO): crossover junction DNA endonuclease activity; four-way junction DNA binding; ATP-dependent DNA damage sensor activity
Source: RefSeq, a predicted model, not a curated record
AAAUAUGUUUGAUUACAAAUUGUCAGUUUUACUCAAAUCAAAACAAAGCAUCUAUCAAAGUUAUGCCGUUUUCACGAGAAUUAUCUUCACUUCCCUUGACUCUUUCACAGCAAAAAUGUCUUUCCGAGAAAGGUUUUCUGAUGGUUAAUGAUAUCAAUAAUUGCGACAGUGUGGAAUUAAAUAUUGUGGAACUUACUAAAGCUCCAGCAACUAAAACUGCCUUCCAACUUUUUGAGGAGGAAAAGAAAAUGAGAGAAAUUUACAGCUUUUUAGAAAACCUUGAUGACCUUUUAAAAGGUGUUUUACGACCUGGUUUAGUUACUGAAUUUGUUGGACUUCCUGGAUCAGGCAGAACCCAACUUAGUUUACAUUUAUCGAUAAGUGCUCAAAUAAUAGAAUAUUCAUUAUCCGCAGAAACAAUCUAUAUUUGUACAAAUAUGGACUUUUCAGUUUCAAGACUUAGAGAAAUAAUUCAUAAUUAUAGGAACAAAUGUAUUCACUUCAAAGAUUUCAACGAGGAUGAUAUUAUGAAGAAUGUUAAUUUCAUCAACAUUAUGUCUAUUAAAGAAUUACUUGAAUGUUUGGAAUAUCUUAAUGAAUUCAUGAAGAAUAAAAGUAAUGUUUCUUUGGUUAUUAUUGAUAGUAUUACUUAUCCUCUACGUUUUUGUGAAAAAAGUGAGAAAACAUCUUAUAUAUCAUCGAUAGUAACUCAACUGAGAUAUCUUGGUGAACUUUAUAAUUUUGCAGUUCUACUUACCAAUGAUAUGACAACAAUCGUUGGACCAAAUGGAAGUGAAGUGGUGCCUUCUUUGAGGGACACGUUUUACCACAUUAUAAAUAAUAGAAUAUUGCUGUCUCAAAAGAACAAUAAUUUUCAAGCAGAAAUAUUGAAGUGUUCAACAAAAUUCCCAACAAAAUGCAGUUUUAAAUUUUUGGAUGAUUUAACAUGAAUAAUUUAUUACUAAUAGUUGUAUUACACUUGCAACUUUGGUUCGAUUAAUGGGAAUCUUAAGGAAAAAGCUAUAUUGAUCAACUUAUAGCGUGGAAUUCAGAAGUUUUCAAGUAUGCAAUGAAAAAGUUUCAUUCUCAUUCCUCUAGAGAGAAAUAAGGUAUUCUAUAUUUUAGGUUUUAAGAAAACUUUGAAUGUUUUUUGUAGACGCACAAUUCAUUAUUUAAUAAUAAUUUAUGAGAUAUUCGAAUAAAACAACCAUUUUAAUUUUGUA